Molecule: messenger RNA, 1918 nt
Organism: Doryrhamphus excisus (bluestripe pipefish)
Lineage: Eukaryota; Metazoa; Chordata; Actinopteri; Syngnathiformes; Syngnathidae
Source: RefSeq, a predicted model, not a curated record
CCUUGGACUGCAACCCAGGAGCCAGACACAAUCGAUAUGUGGAUCGCCCGCCGUUGUGAUGGGGAUCACUAAACUGGCAGAUUUGAUUCGCCGGGAAGCUCCCGGUGCUAUUUCUCACAAGCAUGUCGGCGACUACACAGGCAUUUUACUGGACGUAAUGACGUAAUUUUCUGGAUCAUUGUCAUCACAUUGUUGAUACAAGGAUUCAGUUUUUCAGAAAGAUACAGCAUAACAACAGGACAGCAUAUACCAGGGACUAUAGAGUUCGGGUUUGGUCUCCAUGAUGUUGAGCAGAAUCGAGUAACAUUGUAAACAUAUCCUCGGCACACAGUUAAGCCACUUUGCUCUUAUUCCAAGUUCCAAAAAGGACAGGAAAGGUAAUAGCUGUGGAUACAUCGAUUAUGUUGAACCAGUUCCGCACAGUGACACCAUCACUGAGCCCGCUGACUGGUCUCUUCUUUCGCACGCUCACUCUCCUGGAACACGACAUAAAACCUAUUUUUGUGUUUGAUGGCAAGCCUCCCAGAGAAAAGUUUGCUGCACUUCGGAAACGAGCCGAAGCAGCAGGUUGGCACGCCCACAACCACUUGGGCACAGCAUCACUCCAAACAAAAGACACAUUGCACCUCCUGAAGCUUCUGGGUGUACCCAUGCUACAAGCUCCGGGAGAUGCUGAAGCUUUUUGCGCUUGGCUGGUGAAACGGGGCACUGCUGAAGCUGUGUCAUCAGAAGACAUGGACACGCUGCCGUUUGGAGCACAUGUUAUGAUUCGCCAUUUGAAUGCAAAGAGAGACAGUGAUGUUGUGGAAUAUUCCUUACCAAAACUGUUAGAGAUACUCCAACUGACCCACAUGGAAUUUGUUGACCUGUGCAUCUUGUUGGGAUGUGACUACUGUGACAAGAUAACAGGUUUUGGUCCCAAGAGAGCGCUGACACUGAUCCAGAAAUACCGCACUAUCGAAGAUGUUGUUCUGCACAUCAACAGAAAGACCCAUCCAGUGCCGAAUAACUGGAAAUACAAGGAAGCGCGGAAGUUAUUUUUAGACGCAUCACAGACAGCAUUGCCUGAACUGACGUGGACUGAGCCAGAUGAAGAUGCUUUGGUUGCGUUCCUCCGGCGCGCCACAUAUGUCAAGGAGAAUAGAAUCCGUCAUCGCAUGGAGAAGUUCAGAGAGAUGCGGGAGAGGAAGCGAAAAAAGAUGGAAAAGGAGAGGGCAAUUCCACAAUACACCCAGACCCGUGUGGAGGACUUUUUCAAAGUUCUCAGGAAGAGAGUGCAGCCAGUGGAAGCUGCUGACGGUGGAAGCAGCAAGAAAAAGAGAAAGACGAGAUGAGGCUGCCAUCAAGCAUGUGGAAAUUGAAGUACAUCUUUCUUUGUCUACACCAGUCUCAAAAUCAUAAGCAAACUCAUUUUAAUCAUGUUGAAUGAAAAAGCUCAACUCAGUCACAUUUCUCGACAUACCUAAAUGGUUAGUCCAUUUUAUUUUUGUUUCAUGCUUAGUACAUGGCAAGGUACUGCAGAUAUUUUAUUUAAAAAAAAUGUUUUUGAUCCAGUUGCACAGCAGUGAAUUCAGACUGCAUGGGACUAAUUUUACAAUACUAUUGCCUUGUCUCUUGUGGUAAAACUGCAAACACGGUAAACAAGCAAAGCUACCAUAAAGGCAGAUCAAAUAGUGGCUAGCUAUGAAAGAGGCCAGUGUGAGCACUGUCGGGGUAAUUCUACCAAAGCCAAAAAGAGACAGGGGAUGUCUCAUCACCAGAUAUUCAACUAGCACCUGUUGUGUAAUCUGUGCCAAGAGACCAGAGACUUGAAUUUUGUGGAAUUUUGUUAUAUCUGAAGAGUACAGUGAGAUUUUCAAAUGUGUGUGUUUUAAAGACUACAUUGUUUUGUUAUGUUUAAUUUCAAUACUGUUAAACA